AAAAUGAAGCUUAAAAGGUUUCUUCUGAGAUAUUAUCCUCCUGGCAUAAUUUUAGAGUACAUUCGCAGUAAUGGAGAAUAAGAAACGAAAUCUAUUGACUUGCUAAAUUUGAGCAAUGAGUAUAGUUUGAAGUCUAAAAUAAUAGUACAGAUGUAGAUCAAUUAGUUGAAGAAAUAGUAAUGGAAGAGCCAAUCAUUUCAGAAAGUCGCAAACCCUAAUUGGCAGCCUUAAUUAGAAGUAACACAAAAUCUAAGCUUUAUUAGAAUUAAUAGAAAAAAUUGAAUCAAAAAAAGAGCAAUAAUUUGAAUUAUUCAAAACUCUUAAGGCUCAUAUGUUGCCUCUGACAAAUUGUGCAUUUAAUAAAAAUGGAGACAAGUACUUACUUUGAGUUGAUAUAAAAUUAGGUUUAUUACAGGUAGCUAUGACAGAACAUGUAAAGUGUGGGAUACUUUUACAGGAGAGGAAAUAGUAUCUCUGGAAGGUCAUAAAAAUGUUGUUUAUUGUAUUGCAUUUAACAAUCCAUUUGGGUACUUAAGCUGAAAUAUAAAAAUAGUGAUCGGGUGGUAACAGGAUCAUUUGAUAAGACUGCAAAAAUAUGGGAUGCUAAUUCUGGCAAAUGUCUAUAGACUCUAGUAGGACACAAUUACGAAAUAGUGUGCACAUCUUUUGAUCCUCAUUCUUUAAUUGUGGCUACAGGAUCAAUGGAUAAAACUGCUAGAUUGUGGGAUGUAGAGAGUGGAAAGUAAAUAGCUAGACUAGAUGGACAUGAUGGAGAAAUUGUUAGUUUGCAUUUCAAUUCAGAUGGAGAUAAAUUAUUGACAGGUUCAUUUGAUAAAACUGCAAUGAUUUGGGAUGUCAGAUCAGGAGAGUGCAUUCAUAUGUUGGAUGAACACACAGGAGAAAUUUCAAGUACUUAAUUUGAGUUUACAGGUGAUUAUUGUGCUACUGGAUCUAUUGAUAAGUAAGUAGAUAUAUAUUUAAUUUAGGACUUGUAAAAUCUGGGAUAUCAAAACAGGUAAAUGCAUUGAAACUUUGAGAGGACACAAAGACGAAGUUUAAGACAUCUGCUUCAACUCCACAGGUUCAUCUAUAUCUUUAUUCUAGGCACUAGAUUAGUGACAGUUUCAGCAGAUGCCACUGGAAGAGUAUACAAUGUGCAUACUGGAGAAUGCAUAGCAUAAUUACUUGGUCACAAGGGAGAAAUAUCCAAGGUUCAAUUUAAUCCCUCUGGUAACAAGAUCAUUACUGCCAGUGCAGACAACACUGCAAGAAUAUUGUAUGAUUAUUAAUUUAUAAUUUGUUUAGUUCAGAAACUGGUGAAUGUUUAUAAAUACUUGAGGGACACACAGAUGAAAUAUUUAGUUGCUCAUUUAAUUAUGAAGGAGACAUCAUCAUUACUGGGUCUAAAGAUAAUACAUGUAAAAUAUGGAAAGAAGUUAAUUUGCCAGUCUAAAAAAAGUGACAAAUUCAUUAAUAAUAUAUUUAUUAUUUUC
Messenger RNA from Paramecium octaurelia, 1493 nucleotides. NCBI's taxonomy places the organism in Eukaryota, Ciliophora, Oligohymenophorea, Peniculida, Parameciidae. The record is from the annotation of a GenBank genome assembly.